AAUAAAGUUAUGUUGAUGACAUUUGAAACCAAGAUGGCGGCGUGCAUACCGCUGUCGGUAAAGAUGUCACCCUCAGCUUCUCUGGGCUUUCGGUGUCUUUUUAAAGAGCAAUAUUCCUCUAAAAGGCUGCUAAAAUCUUUGACAGAGCUCUGCAGACGAGGUUACUCGGUGAAAGCCCAGCAGGCGGCGGAGGAGAGCGGUGUGAGCGCCGCCGGGUUCAGCGGCCCUCUGGAUCACUACAACGGGCUGAUCAGAGACGGGACACUGCGGGAGGAUGAGCACCAGAAAGCGGUGCUGCAGACCCUGGACCAGCUCCACAAAAGACUCAGAGGAUACAGCAACACGCCCACAUCCAUCUUCUCCAAGUUCUUCACUAAACCGAAGCCUCCAAAAGGUUACUACAUCUUCGGUGAUGUUGGCACAGGAAAAACGAUGGUGAUGGACAUGUUCUAUUCAUAUGUUGAGACUGAAAAGAAAAAGAGGGUUCAUUUCCACGGCUUUAUGUUGGACGUGCACAAAAGGAUUCAUCGGUUGAAACAGAGUAUGCCAAAGAGGAAAGCAGGCAAAAUGGCCAAAGCCUACGACCCCAUCGCUCCUGUUGCUGAGGAGAUCAGUGAGGAGGCUUGUCUUCUGUGCUUUGAUGAGUUUCAGGUGACUGAUAUCGCUGAUGCCAUGAUCCUCAAGCAGCUUUUUGAGAAUCUGUUCAUGAAAGGUGUCGUCGUUGUGGCCACGUCUAAUCGUCCCCCUGAAGACUUGUAUAAAAAUGGGCUGCAGAGAGUCAACUUUGUUCCUUUUAUCGCUGUGCUGCAGAAAUAUUGCCACACUCUUCGCCUGGAUUCUGGGAUCGAUUACCGCAAGAGGAACAGGCCGUCCGCAGGAAAACUCUUCUUCCUCUCCAGUGAGCCCGAUGUAGAAGCGACACUAGACAAGAUGUUUGAUGAGCUGGCUUUUAAACAAAAUGACAUAACACGACCAAGAGUUCUGAACGUUCUCAACAGGAAAGUGCGUCUGAACAAAGCAUGUGGGACCAUCGCCGACUGUACGUUUGAGGAGCUGUGUGACAGACCUUUAGGGGCCAGUGACUACCUGGAGAUGUCUCGACUGUUUGACACCAUCUUUAUCCGACACAUUCCUCAGCUGACGCUGAACAAGAAAACUCAAGCCAGGCGGCUCAUAACACUGGUGGACGCUCUCUAUGACCACAAGGUGCGGGUGGUGAUUCUUGCAGACCGUCCGCUGGAGGAUGUUUUCAUACUCGACGGGGAUCUCGGUCAUGACGAGAGUCACAUUCUGAUGGACGAUCUGGGGCUGAAAAGGGAUGAAGCGAGCAGUCUGGCCAUCUUCAGCGGAGAGGAGGAGAGGUUUGCCUUCCAGAGGACGGUGUCUCGGCUCACAGAGAUGCAGACAGAAGAAUACUGGCUGGAAGGAGACAGAAGCUUGAAGCCACAGGUGUAACAUUUGGGGAAAAAGUCGGCCAUGUUACACAACCAACAUACUCCAUAAAAACACUGCACUCUGCCAAAAAAAAUAACAGUCCAGACUGAACACUGUUCCUCCUACUCAUCUCAUCCAGCACAAACCCAGUGGGACUGCUCGACAGUAUGUGUGCAAGUGUUGCACAGAGAAUAUUUAUUGAAAUCUUAAGGCCUUUAUUGUGACGUUGCACUUUACAGAUCGUUUUUAAGAGAAACACUAGGGUGUCAUACUGCUUUUAACCCUGUAUCAUAUCCGGGUCCAACUGUAUUUACUUUUGUAAACCUGAGCUAGACGACCUCUGGAGAUGGAUUCCCGGAGGAGUUUUUAUGAAGAUUUAAGGGACAUUUUACUCACUUUUGUGCUACAUAAUGUUUAUGAAAAUAUAAUGCAUUGAGUUGUAUAUGAUUCUAAAGCAAGCCUAAAUACAGUGGCGGUCGAGCGGUUGGGAGAUUUAAA
This is a messenger RNA of Acanthopagrus latus (yellowfin seabream), 1932 nucleotides long. It is a transcript of the gene afg1la, whose product is annotated as AFG1 like ATPase a. Gene Ontology annotation, molecular function: ATP binding; ATP hydrolysis activity. Gene Ontology annotation, cellular component: cytoplasm; mitochondrion. Bases 10 to 1455 code for a protein of 481 amino acids. The transcript has 13 exons. The record is from RefSeq and is a predicted model, not a curated record. Lineage: Eukaryota; Metazoa; Chordata; Actinopteri; Spariformes; Sparidae.